Castor canadensis (American beaver) is the source of this 1548-nucleotide messenger RNA. RefSeq names its product BAR/IMD domain containing adaptor protein 2 like 2 (gene Baiap2l2). Gene Ontology annotation, cellular component: cytosol; nucleoplasm. Gene Ontology annotation, molecular function: protein binding. Lineage: Eukaryota; Metazoa; Chordata; Mammalia; Rodentia; Castoridae. Gene Ontology annotation, biological process: actin filament bundle assembly; positive regulation of actin filament polymerization; plasma membrane organization. The record is from RefSeq and is a predicted model, not a curated record.
AUGGCUCCCGAGAUGGAGCAGUUCUACAGGUCUACCAUGGCUAUCUACAAGAGCAUCAUGGAGCAGUUUAACCCCGCCCUGGAGAACCUGGUGUACUUGGGCAACAACUACCUGCGGGCCUUCCAUGCACUGUCUGAGGCGGCCGAGGUGUACUUCAGAGCCAUUCAGAAGAUCGGGGAGCAGGCCCUGCAGAGCUCCACCUCCCAGAUUCUGGGGGAGAUCCUGGUGCAGAUGUCUGACACCCAGCGGCACUUGAACUCAGACCUGGAGGUGGUGGUGCAGACAUUCCAUGGAGACCUGCUGCAGCACAUGGAGAAGAACACCAAGCUGGAUAUGCAGUUCAUCAAAGACAGCCGCCAGCACUACGAGAUGGAGUACCGCCACCGAGCGGCCAACCUGGAGAAGUGCAUGUCUGAGCUGUGGCGCAUGGAGCGCAAGAGAGACAAGAACGCGCGGGAGAUGAAGGAGAGCGUGAACCGGCUGCACGCACAGAUGCAGGCCUUCGUGUCCGAGAGCCAGCGGGCAGCCGAGCUGGAGGAGAAGCGGCGCUAUCGCUUCCUGGCAGAGAAGCACCUGCUGCUUUCCAACACCUUCCUGCAGUUCUUCGGCCGGGCCCGGGGGACGCUGCAGAACCGCGUGCUGCUGUGGAAGGAGCAGUCGGAGGCCAGCCGCAGCCCGUCCCGCGCUCACUCCCCCGGGCUGCUGGGCCCGGUGCUGGGCCCGCCCUACCCCUCGGGCCGCCUGACGCCCACCCGCCUGGACAUGCCCCCGAGGCCUCUGGGAGAGUUCGGCUCCCCCCGCAGCCGGCAUGGCUCCGGCUCCUACGGCCCCGAGCCCGCCGAGGCGAGGUCCGCGUCCCAGCUGGAGCCAGAUCGCCGGUCCCUGCCCCGGACGCCGUCGGCCUCCUCGCUCUACACCAGCAGCGCCCAACGCUCUCGCUCCAACUCGUUCGGCGAGCGCCCGGCCAGCGGCGGUGGCGGCGCCCGGAGAGUCCGCGCCCUGGUCUCCCACUCGGAGGGCGCCAACCACACGCUGCUGCGCUUCUCGGCGGGAGACGUCGUGGAGGUGCUGGUGCCCGAGGCCCAGAAUGGUUGGCUCUACGGCAAGCUGGAGGGCUCGUCCACGAGUGGCUGGUUCCCCGAGGCCUAUGUGAAACCUUUGGAGGAGGUCCCCAUGAGCCCCUUGACGCCCUUGACCUCCAUGAACCCAAUGAAUGAGCUACCUUCCAGGUCCUACCCACUCCGGGGCAGUCACAGCCUUGAUGACCUCCUGGACCGGCCCAGCAACUCCACGGCGGCCCCAGAGUACUGGGAUGGCCAGUCCCAUUCCCGGACCCCAAGCCACAUCCCGAACCGUGCACCCAGCCCUGCCCCUACACCCUUGCCUGGCAGCCGCCAAAGCAGCAUGGAAGGGGCCAGCAACGUCAAGAAACUCAUGUCCUGGGAGCAGAACCCCCCAGAGCUCUUCCCACGGGGCACAAAUCCCUUUGCCACCGUAAAGCUGCGUCCCACCAUUACCAAUGACCGCUCGGCACCUCUCAUCCGCUGA